Messenger RNA from Letharia columbiana, 1434 nucleotides. RefSeq lists its product as uncharacterized. The coding region runs from base 1 to 1434 and encodes 477 amino acids. The record is from RefSeq and is a predicted model, not a curated record. The transcript has 2 exons. Gene Ontology annotation, molecular function: hydrolase activity, hydrolyzing O-glycosyl compounds. Gene Ontology annotation, biological process: carbohydrate metabolic process. NCBI's taxonomy places the organism in Eukaryota, Fungi, Ascomycota, Lecanoromycetes, Lecanorales, Parmeliaceae.
AUGGAGAUGCACCGCCGUAACCAAGACCCUUUCGACGGGGGCCUCCCAAGCUCGGGAAACAGCAUCUACUCACCAGAUCAGACACCACAGCAGACCCCAUACCGACGUCGCUCUCUCGAGACCGCAAGCAACACUGGCAGUGACAGCAUCAAUCCCGCCCCAAGGAACCCUUUCAACGCAACACCUUUGGGCACCUCGAAGAAUUCUUCGGCCAUUCAUAUCCAUCAACAAAAGCAAAAUCAAAAAUACUUUCGCUCUCGGCGAGUGAAGAAGGGCGAGGUCGACCAUCCCUGGAAGGCAACCAAGGACCCCAGGGAGAAAUGGGUCACCAUCAUUCCUUUGAUCGGGCUUGCUUUGGGCUUUCUCGUCGCUGGGUACCUUGUCUACAACGGUCUCAGCACCAUUGUCAAUCACACCUACACACUCGUGCUCGACGAGGAUUGGAGCAAGGGCUUCAAUACCGAUGUCUGGACCAAGGAAGUGAACCUCGGAGGCUUUGGAAACGGCGAAUUCGAACAGACUACCGGCACGGAAGAAAAUGUCAUGAUCGAGAAUGGCAAGCUCAUCAUCAAGCCUACCCUUCAAGACGAGACCCUCCUCACCACAAACAACAACCUGACCCUUCCGGACUGCACUUCGACCCAAUACUACGACUGCAACGCUGCCACCAACGUCACUAACGGCACCAUUGUCCCUCCAGUCAAAUCCGGCCGCAUCAACACCCUCAAAGGUGCAACCAUCAAAUACGGUCGUGUCGAAGUUGUAGCUACAAUGCCAGAGGGCGACUGGCUUUGGCCCGCCAUCUGGAUGUUGCCUGUCAACAACACAUUCGGCGCUUGGCCCGCAUCUGGUGAAAUCGAUAUCGCUGAGUCCCGAGGCAACAACUACAGCUACGCUACUGGCGGAAACAACAUCGUCACUAGCACUCUCCACUGGGGUCCCGACCAGAAGGAUGACGGGUAUUGGCGCACCAGCAAGAAGCAAUCAGCUCUUCAUACUACUUACGCCGCCGGUCAGCAUACCUAUGGUUUGGAAUGGAGCGAAAAAUACCUUUUCACCUACAUAGAUACCCGUCUCCUGCAGAUCCUCUACAACCCUUUCAAUGAGUAUCUCUGGACCCGUGGACAGUUCCCUCUGUCCAACUCCAACGGCACCACGCUCACCAACCCUUGGGUCAACGACCCCAACUUGAACGCGCCCUUUGAUCAAGAGUUUUACCUAAUCAUCAAUUUGGCCGUUGGAGGUACGAAUGGGUGGUUCAAGGACGGCGCGGCCGGCAAGCCGUGGGUGGACAAGUCGAAGACUGCGCCCAAAGAUUUCUUGGCUGGCAAGGAUCAGUGGUAUCCAACCUGGAAGCCUGAGACGGCCCAACUUACCAUCUCGUCUGUGAAGAUGUGGCAACAAGUCGACGAUAAGCCGAAUGUCGGCAAAUAA